AUGGUCGCUACCAGGAACCACCCCAAACCAUUCCCCGACCCACCCGCACCAACCGAGUCGCCGUCCAAAGCAUCACCCACGAAACGAGUGACGCGCACGUCCACCGCGAGCACCAGCUCUCUCACGGAAGAAACACUGCCAUCCCCGCCACGACCACGCACGACCGUGUCGCGGAGAUCAGAAUGGACACAUACGCCCAGCAAUCUCGCAUUGUUCUGGCUUGCUGUCAGCCUGCCGCUCGUAAUCUGGGAUAUGGGAUAUGUGCUGCUCCGACCUCAUAGCAUGCCCGGUGGCUGGCUUCACAAGCCACUCUGGGGCCCCUACGAACUGUACGGACGUGUGGAUUAUGUCUAUGGAAUUCAAGCGUGGGAGACGCAUAGCGGGUGGACGGCCGCGCAGACGUAUUUCAAUGUGUUGGAGACUGCUGCGUACCUCGUCUAUCUUGGCAUUGUGUAUGCCUAUGGAGAGCCGGAAGCUGUUCAAGGGCGUGGAGCACCUGAUAAGAAAUCAAUGGGUCGGUUUAAGAAGUUGAGUGAGAGUAGGACUCUUUCUGGACGGGUUGCUAUCUAUGCUGUGCUGUUGGGGUAUAGCACUACGUUUCUUACGUUCAGUAAGACUGUUCUAUACUGGCUUUUGGAGGCUUGCUCGGGUUGGGCAAACAUUGGACACAAUGACUGGGCAUCUCUGUUCUUCUUGUGGAUCGUCCCUAAUGGAGCUUGGAUCGUCUUUCCGUUGUAUCUGUCGUAUGUCUUUGGACAGGAGAUUAUACAGGGCCUCGACAUUGCUACUGGUGGGAGCAAGAAGGCCAAAUAG
This is a messenger RNA of Ramularia collo-cygni, 813 nucleotides long. RefSeq lists its product as uncharacterized. The record is from RefSeq and is a predicted model, not a curated record. The transcript is spliced from 2 exons. The coding region runs from base 1 to 813 and encodes 270 amino acids. Lineage: Eukaryota; Fungi; Ascomycota; Dothideomycetes; Mycosphaerellales; Mycosphaerellaceae.